AUGAUCAACACCUUCCACAGCACUCUUCCACCGCCACCGGUGCCCCCACGGACGGGCUACGCCGGGUCCAAACCCAACAGCAACUCAUCUUUAGUCAAGUUCUUAUCUGUGGUUCUGUUACUCCUAAUGUUACUGACAUUUGGAGGUUUCUUCUACCUGUUCUCCAAAACCAACACGUUACAAUCAAAUCUGAGCAACCAUGAAGACUUUGCCAUCCUAAAGAGACUACAGGAAUGUGAGGACAGUACUGAAAGUAAAUGGCUACUCAACUGUAAAGAGCUUGUUUUAAAAUACAAGUCUGUUUUAGACAAGGUCCUGCAAGCAGAAGGCACAGCGGCCAAAAUAGUUGGGGAAUCAUCUCCAGAAACAUUUGCACAUCUGAAAGCCAUGCCAAAACAACAAUCAACACCACCUCUGCUGAACCCGCCGGCAAACACAUUGUUGUGGGACAGAGAGCAUUCAGUGUUCGAGAAUGUCGAUUUGAGCAGCACUGGUACGCUGACCAUUAGAAGACCAGGCACCUACUACAUCUUUUCCCAGGUCACGUUUUCGGCCCAACACGCCAGAGCACCGCUCAGACAGUUCAUAAUGAGUAAGACAAAGAAGAAACAGGAGGGAGAGCCUCUGCUGAAGUCCUACUGCAGCUUGAGCACCUCCAGAGGAGCUGGCUUUCCGGAUCUGUGCACCUCCUCACAGGCAGGAGUGUUCAAACUGGAAGCAGGCCAGCAGCUCUACAUCAAUGUGACGGACAGAGACUUGGUGAACACUGAGUCCUCUUUCUUUGGAUUAUUCAUGCUCUAA
Molecule: messenger RNA, 801 nt
Organism: Chanos chanos (milkfish)
Lineage: Eukaryota; Metazoa; Chordata; Actinopteri; Gonorynchiformes; Chanidae
Gene: cd40lg
Product: CD40 ligand
Exons: 5
Coding region: 1-801 (266 amino acids)
Biological process (GO): immune response
Cellular component (GO): membrane
Molecular function (GO): tumor necrosis factor receptor binding
Source: RefSeq, a predicted model, not a curated record